AUGUCUCUGACCGUCGGCCUCGAGACUCCCGUCACUGGUUCCUACCAGCAGCCCAUCGGCCUAGACGCAAGCUUCAUCAACAACGAGUGGGUCGAGGGCGUCGACAAGAAGAAGUUUGAGGUCGUCAACCCCGCCACCGAAGAGGUCAUCACCUCGGUCUGCGAGGCCACCGAAAAGGAUGUCGACAUCGCCGUCGCCGCUGCCCGCAAGACCUUUGAGACGACAUGGAGGCAGGUCACUCCCCAGUCCCGAGGCGCCAUGAUCCUCAAGCUCGCCGACAUUGUCGAGAAGAAUACCGACCUCCUCGCCGCCGUCGAGUCCCUCGACAACGGCAAGUCCAUCACCAUGGCCCGCGGCGACAUUGGCGCCGUUGUCGGCGUCCUGAGAUACUUUGGUGGCUGGGCCGACAAGAUCACAGGCAAGACCCUUGACGUUGCCCCCGACAUGUUCAACUACACCCGCAGGGAGCCCAUCGGUGUCUGCGGCCAAAUCAUUCCCUGGAACUUCCCCAUGCUCAUGCUUGCCUGGAAAGUCGGCCCUGCUCUCGCCACGGGCAACACCAUCGUCAUGAAGACGGCGGAGCAGACGCCCCUGUCGGCUCUGGUCUUCGCCAACUUUGUUGCUGGUGCGGCCAUCUCCGCCCACAUGGACAUUGACAAGGUCGCCUUUACCGGCUCCACCCUCGUUGGCCGUAGCAUCAUGAAGGCCGCCGCCUCGUCCAACCUGAAGAAGGUGACGCUCGAGCUCGGCGGCAAGUCUCCCAACAUUGUCUUCAACGAUGCCGACAUCGAACAGGCCAUCUCUUGGGUCAACUUUGGCAUCUACUUCAACCACGGCCAGUGCUGCUGCGCCGGCACCCGCAUCUUUGUGCAAGAAGGCAUCUACGACAAGUUUGUCGAGGCAUUCAAGAAGCGCGCCACCGAGAACAAGGUCGGCGACCCCUUCGACGACAAGACGUUCCAGGGCCCCCAGGUCAGCCAGCUCCAGUACGACCGAAUCAUGGGCUACAUCAAGUUGGGCAAGGAAGAGGGUGCCACGGUCGAGGUCGGCGGCGGGCGCCACGGCGACAAGGGCUACUUUAUCCAACCCACCAUCUUUUCCAAUGUUCGGUCGGACAUGAAGAUUAUGCAGGAGGAGAUUUUCGGCCCCGUCUGCGCCAUUGCCAAGUUCAAGGACGAGGACGAGGCCAUCAAGUUGGGCAACGAUACCACCUAUGGCUUGGCCGCGGCCGUCCACACAAAGGACCUCAACACCGCCGUCCGCGUCAGCAACGACCUCAAGGCCGGCACUGUCUGGGUCAAUUGCUACAACCUCAUCAGGCACGAGACCCCCUUCGGCGGAUACAAGCAGAGCGGGAUUGGACGCGAGCUGGGAGAGGAGGCGCUGGCGAGCUACACCGAGACGAAGAGCGUGGCCAUCAGACUGGGAGGCGCCAUGUUUGACUGA
Molecule: messenger RNA, 1446 nt
Organism: Hirsutella rhossiliensis
Lineage: Eukaryota; Fungi; Ascomycota; Sordariomycetes; Hypocreales; Ophiocordycipitaceae
Product: aldehyde dehydrogenase family domain-containing protein
Exons: 5
Coding region: 1-1446 (481 amino acids)
Molecular function (GO): aldehyde dehydrogenase (NAD+) activity
Source: RefSeq, a predicted model, not a curated record